Messenger RNA from Quercus robur (English oak), 762 nucleotides. Its product is annotated as pleckstrin homology domain-containing protein 1-like. NCBI's taxonomy places the organism in Eukaryota, Viridiplantae, Streptophyta, Magnoliopsida, Fagales, Fagaceae. The coding region runs from base 136 to 570 and encodes 144 amino acids. The record is from RefSeq and is a predicted model, not a curated record. The transcript has a single exon.
AAAACGCAACGUGUCAACCUCCACCGAAACCCAACUAAUAUUCCUUUUUUUUCCAAAGCCCCAACAAAAAUUGCAUCGAGCUUUGGGAAUCCAAGACCCCCAAAACACAAGUUAGAUCGAUUCGAUCGAACCAAUAUGGAGAAUCUAUGGCGAGCAGCGACGGGUCAAGACCCGAGCCCAGAGGAUUACAGCGGCGUGGAAUUCUGGUCGAACCCAGAGCGGUCCGGGUGGCUAACCAAGCAAGGCGAGUACAUCAAGACUUGGCGGCGUCGCUGGUUCGUGUUGAAGCAAGGAAAGCUCCUCUGGUUCAAGGACUCUCACGUGACAAGGUCAUCGAGUCCACGUGGUGUGGUCCCAGUGGGCACGUGCCUGACGGUGAAGGGAGCCGAGGAUGUCCUCCACAAGCCCUGUGCCUUCGAGCUGUCUUCGAAUCAAGACACGAUGUACUUCAUCGCUGACUCCGAGAAAGAGAAGGAGGAGUGGAUCAACUCCAUCGGACGAUCCAUUGUCCAACACUCGAGAUCCGUCACUGAUUCUGAGGUUGUCGAUUACGUUAGCAAUCGCUCAUGAUUUUUCACAACAAUCAAAGGUGCGCGCGCAAAGCUUAUAUAACGUUGUGUAUAUUUUGUUGUUAAACAUCAUUUCCCCUGUUUUAUAAGACUGUCUUUUACUAUUGGUAUAGUAAGAGCUUGUAAUUUUGUGGAUCUCUCUCUCUCUCUCUGAUUUGCUAAUUAUAAAUUCCGGUGUUAUCUUAUUUAUGAA